UCCUCCCAGCUUUGGCAGCGCGGGCGGGCCCUCUAGGCCCCGCGUCUCAGUGGCCGGCGUCGACCCCGCCCGCCCGCUCGCUCCGCGGCGCUCGGAGGAAAUGGCCGCGAGACCCUAGAGGCCUGGGACCCGAGGAGCUCACUCCGUGGGAGCAGUUUCAAGAUAAUCUGAGUCGUUACUGGUGAGCAGCGACUGGUCGCAGCAGUGUUUUGGGGCCUGGCUGUUUACCUGGACCAGGUGAUUGCGCCAGCCAGGUUUUCUGUUGUACUUAGGACGUCCGUCCAUAAAGGGUCCAAGCUUUCGGUGUUGGGGCAGGUUUUUCAUUCUGUCCCAGUCCCUCUCUGAGGAUGGAGCACGGCAUAAGAGCUGAGGCGUCACUAGCAUUUCAGUGUGAUUGAAGCUGGACGGCUUGAAAAAGAAUUCUCAAGGUAUGGAUGACAAAGGUGACCCCAGCAAUGACGAAGCUCCCAAGGUCAUCAAACCCACCAGUAAAGAGUUCAGGAAAACAUGGGGCUUCCGAAGAACCACCAUUGCCAAGCGCGAGGGCGCUGGGGACGCGGAGCUGGACUGCGUGGAGCGGGCCCCGCCGCAGCAGCAGAGCCCGUCCUUACGGCGCAGCGGGAGGCAGCCCAAGCGGACUGAGCGCGUGGAGGAGUUCCUCACGCGAGUCCGGCGCCGCGGCCGGAGGAUUGCGCCCACCUCCCUGGAGGACCCCAGCGAGCCGGCCUCGUGCCCAGCAACAGAUGCCGAGACUGCUUCUGAGGGGAGCGUGGAGAGUGCCUCUGAGAUGAAAAGUGGGCCCAGGGCCAGCUCCGCGGGGGGUAAGGAACGAGCCGCCUCCUCUGCCAAGGCCACAGGGGGUAACGACGAGGAUGACACUUCCGAUAGUGACAGCGAUGGCUUGACUUUGAAGGAGCUUCAGAAUCGCCUACGAAGGAAGCGAGAACAGGAGCCAGCCGACCGGUCCCUGAAAGGUGCCCAGAACCGCCUGAGGAAGAAGCGGCGGGAGGAGGACCCUGCAGAAGCUGUGGACGCAGAGGCGGGCAACACUGUGGAGAGUUCCCCGCCCAGCAAGCAGGAGCCCACGGCUGCCCAGGCAGCGAAAGAUGACCGGGAGAGGACGUCGGAAGGGCCAGCGGCCGAGGGACCCCCAGACGAAGAGCCCGGAGGCUCAGUCAGACACAAGCCUGAGUGUGAGGUUUACGACCCCAACGCUCUGUACUGUAUAUGUCGUCAGCCGCAUAACAACAGGUUUAUGAUUUGCUGUGACCGGUGUGAAGAGUGGUUUCAUGGCGAUUGUGUAGGCAUUUCUGAGGCUCGAGGGCGGCUCCUGGAAAGGAACGGGGAGGAUUACAUCUGCCCCAACUGCACCAUCCUGCAGGUGCAGGACGAGCCUAACGAGCCUAACUCAGAAAGCGCAACCCAGCAGGCAGCAAGACUCCGACCGGCGGACGCCGACGGCACGGACUGCACGAGUAUAGGGACUGUGGAGCAGAAGUGCAGCGAGGACCAGGGCAUCAAGGGUAGGAUCGAGAAGGCUGCAAACCCAAGUGGCAAGAAGAAGCUCAAGAUCUUCCAGCCUGUCUCAGAGGCGCCGGGCGCUGCCAAGUGUAUCGGCCCUGGGUGCGCGAGCGUGGCGCAGCCGGACUCCGUCUACUGCAGCAACGACUGCAUUCUCAAGCACGCUGCCGCCACCAUGAAGUUUCUGAGUUCAGGGAAAGAAGCAAAACCCAAACUGAAAGAAAAGACCAAGCCGAAGCCAGAAAAGCUCAUUCUUCCGAAGUGUAGCGUUCAGGCAGGCGUCAGAGUCUCCUCCAUGCACAAGAGAGCAGCACCAGACCAGAAGGAAAGCACCAUGAGGAAGGCCCUGGCGGCCCCUGCUAGGAGCGAGGUUCCUAUUAAGGGAACGACGUGUGACAGCGGCACGCCGUCCUGGGCCAGCGACCACAACUACAAUGCAGUGAAGCCGGAGCCCAGCCCCGCCCCCUGGCCGGCCCUGUGGUGCAAAUCCGUGAAGGAGGAAAGACAAGUGGAGGAGAGCCCAGCAGCGGCAUCUGCGGUGCCCAAGAGAGCGGUCCCUCCAGGUUCGUCGGGGGGCGGCAAGCAGCCGCCAGCCAGAAGGCUCCUUCCAAACAAGCCUCCUUCCGGAAAUGUGGCAGCGGCCAAGCCGGCCGUCAGAAAGGCGCCUUCGGGUUUCAAGGGCACCAUACCCAAGAGGCCCUGGCUCUCGGCCUCCGUCUCGGGCAGUGCUCCGGCCACCAAGCAGGCAGGGCUGGUGCCUGGCGCCACCACAUCUGCUUCCAAAAGGUUACCGAGCUCUGCUGCCUUGCUGGGGGCCACCAGGAAGCCUGUGGCCGCCUCUGUGCCCUUGGUCUCUCCUGCCCCGGGACGCCUGGGGACCUCCAUCGCUGCCCCAUCACAGCCAAAUUCACAGAUUCGGCAAAAUAUACGACGCUCCUUGAAGGAGAUUUUGUGGAAAAGGGUCAGCGACAGCGAUGACCUGGUCAUGACGGAGAAUGACGUCGGGAAGAUAGCCCUCCGGAUCGAGAAGGAGAUGUUCGGCCUGUUCCACGUCACAGACAAUCGCUACAAGAGUAAAUACCGCAGCCUCAUGUUCAACCUCAAGGACCCCAAAAACCAGGGACUCUUCCAUCGUGUUCUGCGUGAAGAAAUUUCUUUGGCAAAACUUGUGAGAAUGAAGCCAGAAGAACUUGUAUCUAAAGAGCUUUCCGUGUGGAAAGAGCGGCCCACGAAACCUGUGAUGGAGUCCAGAGCUAGACUGCAUAAUGAAAGUAAGAGGACUGCCAUUAAGCAGGAAGCGAUUCCCGACAUGGAAGACUCGCCACCUGUGUCAGACUCGGACGAACAGGAGUCGGUGCGAGCUGUCCCUGAGAGCAGUGCCGCGCCCCUCCUGGACGUCUUCAGCAGCAUGCUGAAGGACACCACCAGCCAGCACCGGGCACAUCUCUUUGAUCUGAACUGUAAAAUUUGUACAGGUCAAGUUCCAUCAUCAGAAGAUGAACCAGCUCCAAAAAAACAGAAAGUGUCAGUUUCUGCUAAGAAGGAAGAGUCAAAACCCAAGCACGACAGCUCUCCCUCUGAGCCAGUUCUUAGCUCAGCUGAUGAAGUCAUGCCAGCUCUGCCUGAGAAUGCCUCUGAGCCAGACCCAGAGAGCAACUCUCGGGCACACUCGGAGCGGAAGGGCUUCCCCGGGCCUCCAGGGGACAGCCACCCCGAGCCCUCUGCUCUGGAAGGGCCCUCCUGCCCGGCCUCCUGUGGGGCCGCGGUGCUCAGCACGGUCACCAUGUCUGGCCGAGACCCCAGGACUGCACAGAGCGGGUCGAGCGCAGUCACGACCCCUGCAGCAGCCCACCCGGACAGCAUCCACCCAGCAGAACCACGACCAGACGUCCUGAAGCCUGCUGUGGCCUCUGUGCUGGUGCCCAAGUCCAUCCUGGCUAAGCCGUCCUCAUCCCCUGAGCCCAGAUAUGUCCUGGCGGCCCCACCAUCACCGAGCAUCAGCAUCACAGAGUCGCGGUCCCCUCCAGAAGGAGAUACAACCCAAUUUUUGUCUCGACUCAGCACCAUUUGGAAAGGAUUUAUUAACAUGCAAAGCGUAGCAAAAUUUGUCACUAAGGCAUAUCCUGUCUCUGGAUGUUUUGAUUAUCUCAGUGAGGACCUGCCCGACACGAUUCACAUUGGUGGAAGGAUCGCACCGAGGACGGUUUGGGAUUAUGUCGGCAAACUCAAAUCUUCUGUGUCUAAGGAGCUGUGUCUGAUCCGCUUUCACCCCGCGACGGAGGAGGAGGAGGUGGCCUAUAUCUCUCUGUACUCCUAUUUUAGCAGCCGCGGCCGCUUUGGCGUGGUCGCUAAUAACAGCAGGCACGUCAAGGACCUCUACCUGAUCCCGCUCAGCGCCGAGGACCCUAUCCCGCCCAAGCUCCUGCCCUUUGAGGGACCAGGUCUCGAGUCACCUCGUCCAAACAUCAUCCUGGGGUUAGUAAUCUGUCAAAAAAUAAAACGGCCUUCAAAUGCUGGAGAAUUCGACAAGGUAGAGGAGAAGCGGUCCCGACUGCAGACCCAGGAAGAAGUGGAUGUUUCGGCCUACCCCAGAGUGCCUCCAGCCUCGCAGCCCGAGAAGAAGCCCCCCAAAUAUCAGCUCUGCUCUGGGGACUCAGCUGUCGGCACCACGCCCCCGGGGUCGCCCCCGCCCCCGCCCCCUCUUCCAGAGCCUCCUGUUGUGCCGGCUUCGUCAUCAUCGUCGGUGUUAAAAAUACUGUCGUCCCUCAAACCGGGAGCCACGAGCACCGCCAGCACCGCCGAGGCACCCACUGCUUCAGCCACAGUCACAGCGGCCGCUUCCUCUGCUUUGAAAACAGCUUCGCCCCUGGAGCAUAUCCUGCAGACUCUGUUUGGGAAGAAAAAGUCAUUUGACCCUCCUGCCAAGGAGCCUGUGGAAUCCGCCCCUGCCGCCCAGCAAGACGUCAAGGCCAAGGCUGAGUGUGGGCUGCCGGCAGCGCCCUUGCUGGAUCCAAUUGUCCAGCAGUUUGGUCAGCUGUCAAAAGAGAAGGCUCUGGAGGAGGAGGAGGAUGACAGGCCAUAUGAUCCUGAGGAAGAGUACGGUCCUGACAGAGCCUUUGACACGCAGCUCAGCGACCUGGGGAAACGGCCAGACGGCGAGAAGGCCCCCGAGAGCGCCGAGCGCGAGGAGGUGGCCUAUGACCCAGAGGACGAGACGAUCUUAGAAGAAGCCAAAGUGACCGUGGACGACCUGCCCAACAGGAUGUGUGCAGAUGUCAAAGGCGCUUCCACGGAGAGGCCGGCCGCGUAUGCUGCCGACAGCUCCACCCCGUCUUUGGUCGAGCAGCAGAAGAUGAUAGAAGAACUCAACAAGCAGAUCGAGGAGCAGAAGCGACAAGUGCAGGAGCAGGAGGAGGCGCUCCGGCUGCAGAGGGCCGCUGUGGGGGCCUCCAUGGCUCACUUCUCUGUGUCUGAUGCGCUGAUGUCGCCGCCCCCAAAGGCGGCGCUGCCUAAGGCCGAGCUGUUUCCACAUGAACAGCCGGCUGCAGGCCGGGCAGUGGCACCCCCCGCCAGUCAGGGGCCAGGCCCAGGCUCCGACCCGAGACAGAGCCAGAGCCAGAGCCGGGACCCUCGGCAGGCGCGGCGACUAGCCGAGAGCAGCGAGAGCGAGGCCUCCAAGGCCAACUGCAUGCCCAGCGCCCCGCCCGGAGGGGCCGCUGCCGCUCAGGGGCCUGCGCCAGCCCCGGAAGAAAAGGAGUCGUGGGCUCCCCGCGAGGAGGCUGCGGUGCCGGCCCCGCAGGACAGCCCCGCGGGGGAGCCCUCGGAGAGUCCGGCCCAGCCGCCCCCUGAGAGCGGCCCCCCCACGGCCAGACCUGCUCGGAAGGUGCUGCUGCCCACGCCCCCGGGCGCUGCUUUCCCGUCCACCUUCCCUUUGCAGAACGCCAGCCAGAAUUUCAGUUCUGCGGGGAGGGAUCUCUUCUCAAGCCCGGGGUUCACAUCUCAGGAGAAAUCCUUUGGCUCGUCCCAGUAUGAGGACCCAAGAAAUGCUCUGUUUGCUGAAAAAAGUGACCGUUUAGCAGUUGAAACUGAAGGAGACAGAGCCCCACAGUCCAGACCUGGCGAGGGGGCCGCCCCGUUACCCCCACCUGGACAGAAAGGGGCCCCUCUGCCCCAGUUUCAGGGGCAGCGUGAGCCCACACCACGCACCUUCGGGAUGUCGGGGCUUCAUGGCCCCAAUUUCCCAGGACCCAGGGGCCCAGUCCCUCCAUUUCCGGAAGAGAAUGUCAUCUCCAACAAUGACGGGCCGAGGGGGCCUCCACCGGCCAGGUUCGCGGCCCAGAAGGGUCCCAUUCCUUCCUUAUUCUCAGGGCCACAUGGGCCACCUCCCUACGGGGACAGCAGGGGCCCCUCCCCCUCUCACCCUGGGGGGCCGAGAGCAGCAGCACCGCCCCAAUUCGAAGAACGCAAGGAUCCCCACGGGGAAAAAAGAGAGUUCCAGGACACCGCAUACAACGAGAUGGCCGGCCCUCCGUCUCAGUUCGAAGGACCAGAACAAGGCCAGUUCAUGGGAAACAGGGGCGUGGCACCUUUCCAGUUUGGGGGCCCAAGGAGGCCUCUGCUGUCUCAGUUUAAAGGGCCCCGAGGAGGGCCUCCUCCCGCUCAGUUUGGGGGUCAGAGAGGACCAGCGCCUGGCCAUUUCGUGGGCCCAAGGGGGCCGCAUCCUAGUCAGUUUGAAGGACCCAGAGGCCAAGCACCAAAUUUCAUGCCAGGACCCAGGGGAAUUCAGCCUCAGCAGUUUGAAGAGCAAAGGGUAAAUUCACCGCCAAGAUUUGCAAAUCAAAGGGCGCCAGCACCCCUGCAGUUUGGUGGACCAAGGGGGUCUUCUGCUCCUUUUCCUGAGAAAAACGAGCAGGCGCCUUCCCGCUUCCACUUUCAGGGCCAGCCCACCCCAGUGAUGAAGCCGGUGCCCAGGCCACUGCUGGAGCUGCCCAGCCACCCCCCCCAGCACCGCAAGGACCGCUGGGACGAGGCUGGCCCGCCUUCUGGGGCACCUGGACCAGGCCCCGAGGCCGACACGCAGUGGGCCUCGCCGGACUUCCGAGAGGGCAAAGGCCACGAGUACAGAAACCAGACUUUGGAAGGGCGACAGAGGGAGCGGUUUGAAGCCGGGCCCAAAGAGAAAGCACUGGACGAGCCUGAAGGGCAGCCCGAGGGCCGGCAGGGUCGCGCCUUUGAGGAGAGGAGACGGGACCGGGAGCAUGGGAAGCCCUGGGAUCGCGAGCGGAGCAGGAACUGGGGCCGCGAGCGGGACUGGGACCGGGGCCGCGAGUGGGACAGACACCGCGAGAAAGACUCCUGCCGAGAGUGGGACAAAAGCAAAGAGCGGAGCACAAACAGGGACAGAGAGCGGGAACGGAGCAGGAACCGGGACCGGAGGCGGGACCGGGAGAGGUCUCGAAGCAGAGACCGGGACCGCGAAAAGGCGCGAGAGCGUGAGCGGGGCCGAGACCGCAAGGACCGCAGCAAAAGCAAGGAGAGCACGCGGGACCCAAAGGCCGAGACCCCACGGGCCGCCGAGCCCACCGCCCAGACCUAGUGGCCGGCCCAGGCCUGUGUUAAAGGCUUGGUGUCAGCCCUGGCUGGCGUGGUCUCAGCUUGGCAACGAUCCUUUUUAAAAGACAAGUUCAUAAAAUGUGUCGAACAAAUAGUUUUUCAAAUAGCUAUGAACUUAGAUGCAGAAUAGAGUAGAAUAUUCUGGACUUCAAAAAUUACUGUAAUUUUGUGUAUAAUGGUUUCUUACAAAAUUUCACAUCUUUACAAUUCUGAUGCUUUUU
This is a messenger RNA of Rhinolophus ferrumequinum (greater horseshoe bat), 7355 nucleotides long. RefSeq names its product death inducer-obliterator 1 (gene DIDO1). The transcript is spliced from 17 exons. Gene Ontology annotation, cellular component: nucleus. NCBI's taxonomy places the organism in Eukaryota, Metazoa, Chordata, Mammalia, Chiroptera, Rhinolophidae. The record is from RefSeq and is a predicted model, not a curated record. Gene Ontology annotation, biological process: apoptotic signaling pathway; DNA-templated transcription. The coding region runs from base 431 to 7117 and encodes 2228 amino acids.